GCGGGGUGUUCAAGUUUGGUUGCGAUGGUAGAUGGGCUUGGCCGGUGACUGGCAGCGCUGCUGCUGCUGCUGUGAGGCUGGACUGCCCGGCGCGAGCUCUGGUCCCUCUCCUCUCCCCUCUUCCCCAGCCGCGGCUCCGUAGUGAGGAUGGUGCCCUAGCAGAGCUGGGACCAUGUCGGAAGCGGCCCGGAGCCACCUGCAGCGCUGGGGCGCCAGUUUCAGAAAGGGGACCGACUUCGACUCUUGGGGGCAGCUGGUGGAGGCGAUAGAUGAGUAUCAGAUUUUGGCAAGACACUUACAGAAGGAGGCUCAAUCUCAACCCAACAACUCCGAGUUCACAGAAGAUCAAAAGAAAAUCUUAGCUAAGAUCGCAACAUGCUUGGAAUUAAGGAGUGCAGCUUUGCAGUCUACACAGUCCCAAGAAGGAUUUAAGCUAGAGGACCUGAAGAAACUAGAACCAAUCCUAAAGAAUAUUCUCACUUAUAAUAAAGAGUUCCCUUUUGAUAUUCAGCCUGUUCCACCAAGGAAGAUUUUAGCUCCUGGUGAAGAGGAAGACUUGGAGUUUGAGGAAGACGAUGAGGAGGGUGGAGCUGGAGCAGGCUCUCCAGACACAUUUUCUGCUAGAGUUCCAGGCAUGGCUCCAACGUAUAACCAUGUGCUACAUCAUUCAUCUAACCCAGGAGCCAAUGAAGGUACUUUAUUACCCAGAUUGCCAUCUGAACCUGGGAUGAUGUUGCUUACUAUCAAAAUUGAGAAAAUUGGUCUUAAGGAUGCUGGGCAGUGCAUUGAUCCCUAUAUCACAGUUAGUGUGAAAGAUCUCAAUGGAAUAGACCUUACUCCUGUGCAAGAUACACCUGUUGCUUCAAGGAAGGAAGACACAUAUAUUCAUUUUAAUGUAGACAUUGAGAUUCAGAAACAUGUUGAAAAAUUAACAAAAGGUGCAGCUAUUUUCUUUGAAUUCAAACACUAUAAGCCUAAGAAAAGAUUCACUAGUACCAAGUGCUUUGCCUUCAUGGAAAUGGAUGAAAUUAAACCUGGGCCAAUGGUCAUAGAACUGUACAAAAAACCCACUGACUUCAAAAGGAAGAAACUUCAGCUGUUGACCAAGAAGCCAUUGUAUCUUCACCUUCAUCAAACACUACAUAAAGAGUAACUCUUUUGAACUGAACCACUUGCCACAAAACCACAGUAGCUGCUUCUGUAGCAUUCAUCCUUCAGCAGGCAGGAAGAAUUGGGAGUGUUUCACCCUGCUGGUCCCAUAUGGGUGCAUCAAAUGCUGCACGGCUAUAGGACCAGUAUCCCAGUCCCUACCACCCAGGAAGUCCCAGUUCCUUUGGAAAGUAUAUUUUUUAAUCACAGGUAUUCCAAAGUGUCUUGUGAGUUUGCUUCUGAUUGGACUGGUUGCGUGUAUUCAGUUUUGUAACUUGGUUUCUGUACCUAUAUGAGAACUUAAAGGCAGGUAGAAAGACCACAUCUGCCACACCUGAUUCAGCAAUAAAGAUGUGCCAGUAUCAACAAA
This is a messenger RNA of Sphaerodactylus townsendi, 1519 nucleotides long. RefSeq names its product axin interactor, dorsalization associated (gene AIDA). Bases 173 to 1153 code for a protein of 326 amino acids. The transcript is spliced from 11 exons. Gene Ontology annotation, cellular component: membrane. Gene Ontology annotation, biological process: determination of ventral identity. Gene Ontology annotation, molecular function: phosphatidylinositol binding. The record is from RefSeq and is a predicted model, not a curated record. Lineage: Eukaryota; Metazoa; Chordata; Lepidosauria; Squamata; Sphaerodactylidae.